Messenger RNA from Fusarium tjaetaba, 207 nucleotides. RefSeq lists its product as uncharacterized. The transcript is spliced from 2 exons. The record is from RefSeq and is a predicted model, not a curated record. Lineage: Eukaryota; Fungi; Ascomycota; Sordariomycetes; Hypocreales; Nectriaceae. Bases 1 to 207 code for a protein of 68 amino acids.
AUGCCUGCGGGCGACCCCGAAGAAAAGAGUCGCAAUGCACCCGGACUCAACGGCAUGUGGCAAGACUUUGUCGACAAGUACUGCGCCAUCUCUCGACCAUCUGAUGUCUGCAUAGCCAGCACCACGCUGUUAGACGGUUGUGCUACUUGCUCUCGAGUCGGAGAACAACUUCGAAAAGAACAUGAGCGAACCCAGAGUUUCGACUGA